Molecule: messenger RNA, 10485 nt
Organism: Adineta ricciae
Lineage: Eukaryota; Metazoa; Rotifera; Eurotatoria; Adinetida; Adinetidae
Source: the annotation of a GenBank genome assembly
AUGUAUCAAUCCACUCAUCUCGCAGUCGGUCGUCGGCGUCCCUUCAGCGAAGGCUUAGGAUUGGUAUUAUUGAAAAGAUUGUCUGAUGCUAUCCGUGAUAAUGACAGCAUAUACUGCGUUAUCCGUGAUGUUUUAUCCAAUCAUGAUGGACAUUAUAAUAAGAUCAGUUACAGUACUCCAUCAUCAGACGGUCAAUAUCAAUUACUAAAGGAAAUCUAUACGCGACAACAAAUAGACCUAAGCAAAGUUCUAUAUAUUGAAGGACAUGGCACUGGUACACAAGUUGGUGAUCCAAUAGAAGCAAAUACAUUGGGUAAAUUUUUUAAUCGUAGUAAAGCUGAUAUGCCGCUACUUUUGGGUUCCGUUAAGUCGAAUAUUGGACAUACUGAAGGUACAUCAGGUAUUGCUGGACUCAUCAAAGUGGCUCUAUCGAUAAAACAUCGAGUGAUUCCGCCACAAAUGAAUUUUAAAAAGAUUAAUCCAAAAAUCAAAGCACAGGAAUACAAUUUACAUAUUGUUCAACAUCUGACUAGAAUUCCAACAAAUUAUAUAAUAACAAUUGGUAUUAAUUCAUUUGGUUUAGGUGGAAACAAUUGUCAUGCAAUUAUAGAAGAAUAUUCGAAGCCAUUAAUAAAUAAAAAACCGACAGUUCCAUUCAAAGAAAAUUUCAACAAAAUAGAUGCUGCUAGUCAACAAUAUUUUACUGCAGUAUUGUCUGCGAAGUCCUCAGAAUCAAUAAGAAAUCAAGUGGAUAAUUUUUUCAAAUGGUACACGGCACUUAAUAUGAGUGAAUUACUGUUGACAAAUAUAUGUUAUAAGCUCCUCGCCAAACGAGACAACAAAUAUGCUCAUCGAGUAUCUUUUAAUUUUGCGGAUGAGAAUGAGUUAAAAAGUCAACUGAACUCACUUUUAUUGGCAUACAAAGUUAAUAAUACGACUGAAAAUAAUAGUAUCAGCGGUGUAACUAUCUCUCAAUUUGACGAAUCUAGGUCACAUUUGCGCCAAAACAUAUGUUUUGUAUAUCCUGGACAAGGAACACAAUGGUGGAAAAUGGGACGUCAGCUAUAUUUUAGCGAAGCAAUAUUUAAACACUGGAUUGAUAAAAUUAAUUCAGAACUUUUAGAAUUAACAAGUGAAUGGUCAUUAUUGCAAGAGCUUAUUUAUGUACCAGAGGAAAAAUUCUCUCGUAUUAAUGAAACCAAUAUAGCUCAACCAGCGCUAUUUGCUAUACAAGUAGCACUAACUGCCCUUUGGCUUUCGUGGGGUAUAGAACCGAAAACGAUUGUCGGUCAUUCUGGCGGUGAAGUAGCUGCAGUUUAUAUCAGCGGACGUCUGACACUACAAGAAGCUGUUCAAACUAUAUAUUAUCGUUCUGAUUUACAACAUCGUACUAGUCGGCAAAAUGGACGUAUGUUAGCUGUAACCGGUUUAAAUGAAGUAGAGGCAAAUAUGCUUUUGCAAGGAUUUAAAAAUUGCAUUUCACUUGCUGCCAUUAAUGGUCCGAAUUCAUUAACGUUUAGUGGCGAUGGAACUCAACUCGAAAAUCUGUAUGAAAUUUUAACAGAAUUGAAACCAAAUACUUUCAAAAAAUGGCUGAAUGUUGAAAAUGCAUAUCAUAGUCAGCAAAUGGAAAAGUUUAAUAUCUCUGAAGAUUUAUUAUCAUCUCUUGCUAAUAUUGGAGGUAAAUCUUUAUCUAAAAAAGAAGAUUUAUUUAAUGAAACAUGUUCAAAAGCACAUCUAUUCUCAACCGUGACGGGCAAAUGUGCUGAUAAUUUACAUUUCACUAAUCAAUACUGGUGGAAAAAUUUACGUGAUACCGUUCGUUUCAAAGAAGCUAUACUAGCGAUUCUUAACGAUCAUAGUAUAAUGAUGGAUGUGUUUUUGGAAAUAUCUCCACAUCCCGUUUUAGUUACUUCGAUUCAAGAAUGUUUCACUCUGUUAAAUCUAAAUACAUUUCCACUUACUUUAUAUUCGCUUAAGCGUAAAGAAAAUGAGCAACAAACAAUGUUAUCGUCUUUAAGUCAAUUGCAAAGCGUUGAUUGGAAAGUGUUCUGUAGUACUCGAACUUGGUCUGCAGCUGCCAGUGACGAAGGUAUUGAUGAUUUACCUUUUUAUGCUUUUGAGAAACAAACGUGCUGGCUAGAAACCAGAGAUUCAGUAGUACGCCGACGAGCAAAACAACAAAAACAUCAUCCUCUUUUGGGUCUGCGUAUGUGGCCGGAUGAGAAGUUUGCUGUAUGGAAAAACUAUAUAAACUUAAAUGUACUUGAACAUGCGUAUUUAACUGAUCAUAUUAUUCAAGGCCAACCAUUAUUUCCUCUGACUGGUUUUAUAGAAUUGAUUCUUGCAGCUAUGAAUGAACUUCAGGAAUUUGUUCAACCUUCCUUAACACCUAUUAACGAAAUUGUACUGGAGAACAUUCAGUUGUUGUCAAGUUUAAGUUUAAAUAAAGAUCCAGAUCAAUACACAGAAAUUCACACAGUUAUCAUUCAAUGUCAACAAUUCUUUAUCUACAGCCGUCGCAAUCCUGUAUUAAAUGUUACACGUCUUGGAGGUAUUGCGUCAUACGAUCUUGUAGAAGAUUUUUCUAAGGAGCAACUACUGAAUGAUUAUUCAUCACAUGGAUGGAUUUUGCAUGCAGAAGGUUUUAUCAAUACUAAAAGUAUCGGCUGUUCUACUAUGCUGGAUACGUUAUGCAAUGUUCAAAUGCUUCAAAAGACAUUUCCUAACUUGCUAUAUUCAUCGUUCAAAAAUAUUAAUAAGAUAAAUCUUUUAUAUCAAUAUCUUGCCAAUCGUGGUUAUUUAUAUGGACCAGUCUUCCAAUGCGUUGGCGCAUUUCAUAUAUGCGAAAAUGAAUCGUAUAGUAGACUGAAUAUAUCUGAUCGUUUAUCACAUGAACAUUUAAAAGAUUACUAUUUACAUCCAGCACUUGGUGACGCAUGUUUUCAUUCUACUAUUGGUUGUAUUCCCGGCUAUGAUACAUAUGUCCCUGUCAGAGUUAAAAGACUUAUUAUACGCAAUAAUAAAAUGCUUUUAAAUAAACAAACCAUUGUUCAUGCUUCAAUAAGAAAAAACGCUCGGCAUAUGCGAAAUGAACUAUCUUAUGAUCUCAUGGUUCUGGAUGCAGAAAAUAAUCGGAUGGUGGCCAUUUGGGAAGGUCUACAAGUGAAACAAUUAUUCGAAAGGAGUGAUAACAUAGAUAUAGACUUCUAUUUAUUUGAUAAAGUUCGUGAAACUUCAAUUUUGCCAAAAACCGUAUCGACGAACAAACACAUACUUACUCAUAAACUUAUCAAGAACUAUUGUUUUGAGAUGCAUUGGAAACAAAUACCAGUAGUGCGAAAUAUCGACAAACUUAUUCCAGAAUGUUCAGAAUUACUUUACACACAAGGGAACUUCGAAAAUAUGGUACUAAGCGUCCGUUGUUUUCUUCAGUCGGGUGUAACAGAAAUAGAUAAACAACUGAUACAAGCAAAGAAAUAUCUAAAUGAAUUUGUAUCAUUACAUGCAAUGAAUUUAUUUCAACAACUGACCAACAGUAAUAAACUUGAUGAAAUCAAACCGGAAAAUUUGAAGAAAGUAUCUCUCAAAAACUACCAUCUAUUAAUUGAGUUAUUAAUUAAUGACUUCCAAUGCCGUAACUCUAUUAACGAAUUCAUUUCACACUCGACUAGUCUAUAUUAUUUAAAUAUUAUCAAACAGUUUCCUUUGAUAAAACCGUUGAUUUCACUCAUUUUCUCAUGCGGUACUAAUUUAGCAAACAUAGUAACUGGUCGCUUGGAGGCAGCAGAUGUAAUAUUUAAUGAAGCACAUAGAUCAAAAUUCGAACAGUUUUGUUCAUUUAUGUCGGAAUCAUAUACUAAACAAGUUUUCACGGCGCUCGUCAAGCAAAUACAAAAGAAGUUAGCCAUGAACAAUAAUGUACAAAAUGUUUUAACAGUCUUAGAGAUUGGAGCAGGGAACGGAGCAGCAACUCUGAUUGCAUUAGAUGUUUUACUCGAAUUUACUAACUCGACAGGAACUAUAAUUGAAUAUACUCUUACUGACAUAUCUGCUGAGGUGCUGAAUGAUGCACGAAAAAUUCUUACUUCAUACAUAACACAACGUAAUACGAAAGAUCUUUUACGUCUCACAUAUGAAGUAUAUGAUAUCAAUAAAAGUCCUGAACAUUAUCAAUUUGAAUCAUUCAAUAUUAUAUUUGCUUCACAUGUAAUACACAUUGCAGAAAAUAUAGCUCAAACACUUUCAAAUCUACGGCAACUGCUCACUUCUAAUGGUCUUAUGAUUGUACUCGAAAGCACACAUUCAAUAUUGUAUCUUAAUAUGAUCUACGGUCUACUAUCACAAUCAUGGAAUACCUCUUUGGAUAAAAAGAGUAGAUUAAACUCGUCACCUUCGAUGUUAAAGAUAGAAGAAUGGCAAUCUGCUUUUAAGUUGGCUAGUGGAUAUCGAGAAAUUGAUUAUGUGUGUUCGGAAACAGGCGUAACAACAAUAAUUGCACAAAAAUUGGUUGAUGUAACACAAGAAAAGCUUUGGAUUAUAUUUUGUGAUGCUAAUCAACAAUCAGUAGGAUGUGAAAUCGCAAUAAAACUUCAGCAAUGCUAUGGAGUUCAAAAUAUAGAGUUACUGAGCUAUCAAAAAGAGCUCAUGUGUGCUUCAUAUUUUCAUACCAUAGUAAUAAAAGACAUUGUAAUUGAUAUUCGGCGGUUUCUCGAGGAUACGGCAUCAUCCUUCCCAACAGUCGACAUAGUGUACUGUUGGCCUUUAAAUUUCGGUUUUGAAGAUAUAAAUGAGCAUAUAGUGCAUGAUAAAGUAGAGAUUGUUUGUGGUGCGCUAUCUUCAAUAUUCCAAACUAUGGCUGUAUUUUCCAAGAGAUCACGUAUAUUUGUUCUAACUCAAAAUGGACAAAUUGGUCAGCAGAACACCGAUGUCAAUCCAAUUCAGUGUUCUGUAAUUGGCUUCACACGUACAGCGCGAAGAGAAUACACAAAUUAUCGAUGCAAACUAAUCGAUCUUAUGUCUAGAUCAUCUAUUCUUAUUGAUGAAUUAAUCAAUGAAAUACAUAGUCGAUCUGAAGUAAUAGGUAUAGAAGAAGAAACGAUUUUACAACUAGACGCAUCGUGUCUGGUAGAACGAUGGAAACCGGUUUACAAAAAGUUCAACCAGAAUGAGAUAUUAAAACAAAGUCAAAAACAAGAACCGACUACAAAAAUAGCAAUGUUUGGCCAAGCUUGUGACACCAUACCAUACAAAUUGGAGGACUCACAAUUUCACUCUCCACUCCAUUCUAGUCAAGUUUUUUUCUCAUCAACAUUUAUACUUCCACCAAACAGCGUCGAAGUUAAAGUCGACUGUAUAAGUGUUAAUUAUCGAGAUUUACCCAUAGUACAAGAUGUUUAUGCGAGUUCUUCAACAGCUAAUUUUGAACACGAGCUAAAAGAUAAGAAACUCAGAACAAACUUUUGCGGCACUGUUACUAACCUUGGAGAACGAGUCUCAUUUCUAAAAAUUGGUGAUCGUGUAUUGAGCAUUUCAAACAACAUCGAUUGUUCUACAUCGUAUGUUAUAGUCGAUGAAAUAGAAGUCGUUCGUGCUCCGCAUAAUUUAACAAUGGAGCAACUAUGCCGCAUCGGGAUUCCAUUUCUUACUGUUGUUCAUGCAUUACAAAAAUGUGCAAAUUUGGAGUGUAAUCAAUCAGUUCUCAUUCAUAAAGCAUCUACUGAUAUUGGCUUGGCAGCAAUAGAAUAUUGUAAAUUUAUUGGUGCUCACAUAAUUGCCACUGAUGAUACAGUACAAAAUCGUGAUUAUUUGAUGAACACUUUUAAUUUCAAACAUGUCUUAAACUGUAGUGAUCUAUCAUUUGUUGCACAUACACGACAACUAGCACCCAACGGAGUUCAUGUAGUACUAAAUACGCUUUCCGAAGUUUUCCUUGAAGAAUCAAUAAAACUUCUGUCGCCAUAUGGUCAUUUCAUUGAACUUAAUCCGAAUUUUGAUCAUGUAUUGUUCUAUGUGACUAAUCCUAUUAGUUUUCAUGUCAUUAACUUAGUCGAAUAUCACAGAAUUUAUCCAAAAAUAGUGACUGCUUUAUUGAAAGAAAUCAGUGAUAUGGUUGAAGAAAAGCAAAUACGACUUGUUAAGCCAGUAACAGUCUUUCAAUCUUCACAAACGGAAGAAAUAGCAAAACUGUAUAAUGAUACUAACUUUAUAGGUCCAGUUAUAAUGAAAACUUCAACUACUAUCGAUGAUUUAUCUGUGAAUACAUCCAUCAAUGCUGUAUUGAAAACUAAGAAAUCAAACGCAUUAUUUUGUUCUAAUUUUGUUUGCAACCAUGGUACUAUAAUGAUUUCGGGAGGAUUAGGAGGAUUGGGAAUGGAAAUGUCAAAGUGGAUGAUUAAAAAUAAACAUGUUAAACGAAUAGUAUUAUUGUCUCGAAGAAAUAUGGAUGAACUGAAAUUGAGCAACACACAAGAAGAGAAUUGGAAAGAUUUGGAACAAACGGCUUUGCAAUAUGAUGCGCACGUUGAAAUUGCUAAAGUCGAUGUAACGAAGCAGGAUCAAGUUUUUAAAAUUUUCGAACGAAUUAAUCGAUCGUCAUUUCCUGUGAGAGGUAUAAUUCAUAUGGCAAUGGUUUUACAUGACUGUUUAGUUGAAAAUUUAACAUUGGAUAUUUUGUCAGAAGUUACAGGGCCAAAAGUUCGUGGUGCAUGGUUCUUACAUUCUGUAUCAUUAAUGACGAAAAGUCCCAUCGAAUUCUUUAUUAUGUUUUCGUCAGUGAGAAAUCAUCUGAAUGAUAUAGGAUCAUCCGGUUAUAAUGUUGGGAAUAAUUUCCUUGAUGGCCUUGCGCAUUAUAGAUCUCAGAAAAACUUGCCAGCACUAUCAAUUAGUGUACCUGGUAUACUUGACGUUGGUUAUAUCCAGCGAAAUCAUGGCUUACUGGUCGAUUCAAUCACUGAAGAAGGUAGUGAGCUCUUACCAGCGUGUUACUUAUUUGAAUUAAUUGAGGUAUUCCAUUCAAAUGAAAACACAAUACCUACUCCGGUCAUAUUUGCUGUUAACUGGAAUAAGCUACUGUUGAAAUGCGAAGCAUAUUCAUCUAAAUUACAGAAUUUGAUAAAAGAACAAGUUUCAAACGCGGUCUCGAAUGAAAAGAAAGUUCAGUCAUUAAAAGCAGACAAAUUAACUAUAAGCGACAUAGAAAUGAUCAAAAAUGAUAUUCGUUCUAUAGUUGCAAAGUUAUUUGAUUCAAAUGAUUCUGAAAAAAUUGAAACUAACAAAUCAUUAAUAAGCCAAGGAUUGGAUUCUUUACGAGCCGUUUCACUUUAUAAUCGCUUAUAUAAUAAAUAUGCCCUUCAGAUGUCAAUAACAGAUAUUCUUUAUGGUAUAUCAAUUAAUGAAAUUACGUACAAGAUCCAUCAACAGUGGCAGUUGACUCACAAAUCUUCAUCUAAUGAUUCUACUACAGGCGUUGAUUCUCCAAAUAAUACUGAUACAUCGACAGCAAGCUACAAAAAUAGCACAAAUGUCAUGGACGCUGGAGCUAUCGAGUUAUAUACUGGUACUUCACUUUUAAUUCGACUAGGUGUCCACAAUAGUGCUAAACCUAAUAUAUUUUGUAUACCUGAUAUUCUUGGUCUUGGUGAUCGUACAUUUUCACGAUACGAUGAAAAGCUGAAGAGUCAUUUUACGCUGAUUUCAUUUCGAUCAAGUGGGUAUGCAGAAAAUGAAUCCACAUUAACAUCUGUUGAACAGAUUGCUGACGAAUAUAUUCAUCAAAUGAAACGGUAUCAACCCUAUGAACCAUACAUUUUAUUUGGUUAUUCUCUAUUUGGCUGUUUAAUUGCGUAUGAAAUGAUAUAUCAGUUAACUCUAUAUCAUAAAAAUAUUUCUGUUCAGUACUUAAUUCUACUUAAUUCCAACGAUGAAUUACAAUGGAAUGUUCAAAGCUAUAUCAGCAAACCAAGCACGAUUAUGCAUCUAUGUAUUAUUUAUAAACCGCAAAUAAAUCAAAACUCAAUCUAUAAUUCUUUAUUAGUAAGAUUUAAAAGUCAGUCAUAUUUAUAUCUGAAAACUACAACAAAUGAAAUCAUGGAAAAUAUAUCAGAAAUAUUAAAUACAAGUAAUUCUAAUGACAUUCUAUUGAGAUACAUUUAUAAAGUAGGCGAUAAAAACACAUUUUUGAAAAAAGUUUACAACGUGAUUGAAAACAACUUAAAAGCACUAAAUGAAUACAUACUACGAGUAAUAAACAAUAGUGAAUCCAAUAUACAGUUAGAUACACAUAUUAUUCAUACGUCAAAAGUAAGAGCACUCAUUAACGAUGAACAAUUUAAUAAUGUUGUUGAUGACACGCAACCCUUAUUUCCGAAUAAAAAUAAACAAACUGACUAUUACUUUGAAGAGGAAGUGGAUGAAGAAAAUGUUCCAAAUGUUAUCAUUCAUAAAUUAAACAUCGUCGAUUUAACUCAAGAUGCUGCUACAAAGCGCACAGAAGAUGUAUUAUCUUGGCAUGCGCCAUCAACAGAUAUAUUUAGGAUGAAGAACGAAAUUUCUAGACAGGUAAAUGAUGGAACGAACGAACAAACCCAGUGGGUAUCAUUAAAUAUUGAGCAAGGUUUUGCAUCUUACGCACAAGAGCGUAUCUGGUUAGAUGAGCAAAUGCGGUUCAAGAAUUCGCAAAACCAAACGGUUAAUAGAGAAAUAUACACGACAACUGCGUAUAAUGUUCUAUCAUUAUUCAAAACUGACAGGAAAUGUGGUCCAAUAUCAAUUAAGCGUCUACUUCAUGCAUUGAAUCUAGUUAUUGAGAAGCAUACACCUUUACGUACUAGAUUUCAAUAUGACGGUGAAAUCAACUGUUUGAAACAGUCGUUUGUUUCAUCUGAAGAAGACUUUUACACAUUACAGUUAAUUGAAAUCUGUAAACGAAAUGUCGAUGAGGAAAUCGAAAGACUUCUAGAUGAGUACAUGCAGCGACAGUGGUUUAACCUGGAGGAUGGUAUUUUAGUCAAAUGUUGUCUUAUAAGAACAGACCAACCAUGGCAACAAUGUGAUUUGAACGAUUUAUUUACGCAUGACUUAUAUAUUCUCUGUAUAUUUCAUCAUAUCACAUUUGACCAUUUUUCGAUAAAUAUAUUUUUGAACGAUUUCAAAAAAGCAUAUCAAACUGAAACACAUUUAGAUCCAUUGCCAUUACAAUAUAUUGAUUACUCGCAGUAUGAACGUCAACUUAAUAUGAUCGAUGCGCAACAAUAUUGGUGGCAUUUAUUAAAUGAUUAUGGAAUCAGAAAUCAAUUAAAACUACCAUAUGAUAGAAUAUCCAUACAACAUGCUUACAACAACAACUACUCAAGUGAUGGUUCCUAUGUGGGCAUCAAUUUUGAUUCGAAUCUUAUGUAUAAAUUGUUCAACUAUGCUAGUAAAACAAACACAACAAUCUAUCAGUUAAUGUUAACUGUCUACUACGUGUUUCUAUAUAAACUAGUGCAACAAGAAGACUUCUGUAUUGCUACACUUAAUGCGAACCGCUAUCGUCCAGAAUUACAAUCACUAAUUGGUAUGUUUGUUAAUAUAUUACCAAUUCGCUUCCGGUUAAAUCCACUAAGUGAGUCUUUCUAUAAGCUGCUUUUGGAUGUAAAACAGUUAUGUUUAAAUACUUUUCAAUAUUCAUACUUACCUUAUCAAGAAAUUAUAAAAUCACAAAAAAGAGUUAAUUCAACAAAAUCUUAUUGUCCAUUACCAUUCGUACAAACGGUAUUUUCACUCUCUACACAGUCUAUCAAAGAAUAUAUCGAUCUGGAUGAACAUAUAACACUUUUGCAUCAGGCAAACUUGUUCAGGCAUCAAGAAUAUAACAGUCCAGGCUUUACUAAACCAAAAAAAAUCACGCCGAUGUUCGAUUUUGAUUUUUCGAUUUUAUACAAUCCAGACAUUCCAAAUAUGUCUUUUGAAAUUGAAUACUCAACUGAUUCAUUUCAUCCUCAAACUCUUGUGGAUAUUUCCGAACGGUUUCUCAUUUUUAUCGAGCGAUUAGCUGCUACAUUCGAUCAAGAACAACAGCAACCUGCGAGUCAAUUAACAAUUACUUUACCUAAAGAAUUAAUCAUUUUAAGUAGUCCCAAACAUGACAUCGUGAGUUUGGCAGAUGAAAUCGAAGCAUAUCCUCAAUGUAAGGAAACGAAUAUUACCCCAAAAAUAAGUGUAACAAAAGGGAUGAUAGAUGUGGAAUAUCUUGCAAAUCAACUUUGGUGUCAAGUUUUAUGGCAAAAACAAAUAAAGGAGAAUACUAAUUUCUUUGGCUUAGGUGGAACUUCACUUUUAUUAAUACUAUUAUGCCGUUUAUAUGAAAAUACGUUUCACAUAAAUCCAAGUAUAUUGACAAUAUCUGAAUUCUGGUAUAAAUCAACACUUGAUGAUCAUAUAGAUUUACUUAUCAAAUAUAUUGCACAACAGUGUGUGGAUGACAUAAUUCGAGAAAUUGAAUAA